AUGCCCCUCGCUUCACGCUCCGCCUGGCCAACUCACGUCCACACACGUGUGUCGCAGUGUCGUGGUGUCAUAUUGUCCAGUUUCACCGAGCCAUCCGCCUCCAGCGUGAACACGACACGCAGUCAAUGCCUUCGCACAAAACGCCUCACUUCCACGCCACCUUAUCGAUCGGCUGACCGACUGAUCGGCUGGCAUGGCGUAAUCGGGCCGCUGCAAAGUAGACACGCUCUCACGACUUAUCGCACGACAAAACUUCCCACCUGUUGCACUUAUCAGCUCGCCCCAAUGCUCCGCCAGCCACGCUCAAACUCAUCCACAUACACACACAAUACUGCACAAUCAGAUAAGCCGGCUGCCGCACGCCAGGCUGCAGCAACAGGGCAAGUCGGCGUCGCCUCGUUUGUCGACAGUCGAGCGGCUCGUCAGCGCGCUACUGCGCCGGCGCUGAAAGGGAGCACGUGCUGGGCGCUGAUCUGGCGCGAGUGUGUGUCUGCCCCAACCGGGCCCGAUCGAUGUCGGCCUACGUUGCGUCUCGUCCCUUUUUGGCACCCGACGGACCGUCUCGCGUGUCACUUGAGCACUUGCAAUCGGAUGCAUCAAGUCGAGCCGGCCCCUUAUCGAUCGGCGAGGCGGCCUUUCAGACAGGUCGCGUUCGCCGAGUCAGCCGGGCUCGCCAGUCGCAGGCCCUCGUGCUGCAAAAGGCCGCAGGCAGUGACGCCACGUCUCGCUGUCGCGGCGCCCACCCCAUCCGUGACCCGCCAGGCCCCCGCCCACGCUCGGUCUGACAAACAGACAGGCCUUGGUUCGGGCACGACGCCAUUCGGCUUAAGCAAGGCGGAAAGCGUCUCGCAUCGAUCGGCCUCGAUGUCGCAACAGUUUGGCGCCAAACUGCACGCAAGGCUGCUCAUUUUGCGACCAUCCAUCGACUCGUUCAUCCACUCUGCCGGCCACUCGCCAUUCUGUCAAUUCGAGCACAGCGCCUCGACGCCAUUCCACCUCGUCUCGGCCACCCCAACCGGUCGUCAAGGCCAUCUGCUCGAGUGGCGCCGAACCGAGUUGCGGCGAGUGGAGGCCAUCGUCGUGGCACUCGACGCCACGACUUCCGUUCCGCGUUCGCUGUCGCUUGGGCGACGGGAUGAAGAGCAAAAGAGCGGGUCAACGUCCAAUCGGCCAGACGCCCGACCCGAAGAGCGAGCAGGAAAAUGUGGUUUAGGCCAAUGGGUCAUUUGGGAACUGAUUUGCAGUCGGGUUGACGCCCGAAGAACCGGAAAAGUGCGCCAAAAAUGCCAAAAAGACACGUUUGUCACAGUCUCUAUUUGCCGAUACUGGCGUACAUUUGCCCUUGUUCGAGACGGCGCAUCGAAGGGAUUCGUAGAUUGGCUUGCGCCAAGAAGACAUCGCCUCGUCUGUCACCUCGUCCCCGACCUCGUCACAGCCAGUCCCGACUAUUCACGAAAAACCACCGCAAAACAGAAAACCACGAAAGGUUCCAUUACUUCGUCAACCUCAAUUGGCCAUCUUCACGAGACAUUGCAUCAUUUGCUCCUUCGUGCAUGCCAGCCAGGGGGUGUGGUCGCAACUUUUCUGUAUAUUAAUAAACUAGCACAUCAUCCAUACCAUCUUGUAUGUGUCUUGGUGUGUGUAUGUUUGUGUGUAUGUGGGCAUAGCAACCGCGAGUUGGUUGACAAUCAGGGUCCAAAAGCAGACUCAAGUCAAGUCAUGCUCAGUGGCUCUUUCUGUCACUUUUUAUUCUCUCUCUCUCUCUCUCUUUGCUUCUCUUGCACUCUCUUCGUCUCUUCAAGUCUAUUUGGCAGCCAGAGCUAA
Messenger RNA from Protopolystoma xenopodis, 1824 nucleotides. Lineage: Eukaryota; Metazoa; Platyhelminthes; Monogenea; Polystomatidea; Polystomatidae. The record is from the annotation of a GenBank genome assembly.